This is a messenger RNA of Lotus japonicus, 2654 nucleotides long. Its product is annotated as wall-associated receptor kinase 2-like. Gene Ontology annotation, molecular function: protein serine/threonine kinase activity; calcium ion binding; ATP binding. Gene Ontology annotation, cellular component: plasma membrane. The transcript is spliced from 3 exons. Gene Ontology annotation, biological process: protein phosphorylation; cell surface receptor signaling pathway. Lineage: Eukaryota; Viridiplantae; Streptophyta; Magnoliopsida; Fabales; Fabaceae. The record is from RefSeq and is a predicted model, not a curated record. Bases 222 to 2486 code for a protein of 754 amino acids.
UAUUGCAUUAAAAUGAUAACAAGUUGUGAGUCACAACAAUAAGUUCAAACUGACAGAUGAUAUUAAUUCGUCUUGAUCUUCCUGCUAGGUCAGCUGAACUUACUCCCAUCCAAACUGAAAAAAAUAAAAAAUUUGAAGUUCAUAAAUAAGUGAGCCCCUCUGGCUACCAGAGCAUAUGCAACUUUCAAACCUCUGUAAUCUAGUUAGUGAGACCAAAGGCAAUGGAGGUGAAGGUGAAGCAGUUGCAAUUGCACCGCGUGUUAAUGGCUGCACUAGCAUUAGCCUUGGUAGUAGCAGUUGCAGCUGGUGAAGCAAUUUCUUCAGUAGCAACAGCAGCCACAACCCAAGUACAGACUCUGCCUGGCUGCAUCUCCAGUUGUGGAGAUGUCACAAAUAUUCCUUAUCCUUUUGGCAUAGGCAACUCAUCAUCAAAACCAGAUCAACCUUGUUACUUGGAGCCUAAAUUCAGUCUCGAUUGCAAUGAUUCUAAACUAUAUUUUAGGAACUUACCAGUUCUAGACAUCGCCAUCGAGGGUCAAAUGGACGUAAUGUUUAAUGUCACGUGGGUAUGCUAUAACACAGAUGGAAGCCGUUAUGGGAGCAACGAAAGCAACCCUGUGCUCGACACAGCAAGUUUCAGCAUUUCAACCAACGAAAAUAAGCUCCAAGUUGUGGGCUGCAACAGUUAUGGCUUUCUCUACGGCGACGAGGAUGGUUCAAUUUCAACACGCUGCACGACAAAAUGCUUUGGCGAUAACUCAAUCAAAAACGGAACUUGUUCAUCAGGCAUAGGGUGUUGCCAGGUGGAUGUUCCUCCGGGAGUGAGGAAUAUCACUUAUUUAGGAGGAUAUGCUCUCAAUCAAAACGAAUCGUUGGGAACCUGCGUCUAUUCAUUUGCUGCGAAGCAAGGCUCAUAUAAUUUUUCUUACACUGAUUUACAAGGUUUUCAUCACACAGGCUUCCCCUUGGUUCUUGAUUGGACUGUAGGCAACAAGAGCUGCAAUGCUUCAAAGAGUAGUACUGGCUACCCGUGCAAGAACAAUAGUGACUGCUUCGACAAGGGCAUAGAUUAUGGUUACCGAUGCACAUGUAUGUCAGGUUAUGAAGGAAACCCAUACCAUCCUGAUGGCUGCACAGAUAUUGAUGAGUGUAAGAUCUCGAAUCAUACAUGCAUAGAUGAAAAUCACUGUCGCAACAUCAAUGGGUCUUACCAAUGCUUUUGUCCAAAAUGGCAAUCUGGAGAUGGAACUAAGAACGGAGGUUGCAGCAAACUUACCGAAGUUUUAAUUGGAGCAGGAGCAGGGAUUAUUAUUCUAUUUGUGGGGAUUGCCUCUCUGUACUUAACAUACCAGAAAAGGAAACUAAUGAAGCUAAAAGAGAAAUUCUUCCGUGAGAAUGGGGGUUUCAUUUUGCUACAAAAACUCAGUACAAGAGAAGAUUCCUCCCAAAUUGCUAAAAUUUUCACAGAAGAUGAACUCAAGAAGGCCACCGACAACUAUGACGAGAGCUUAAUCAUUGGUAGAGGAGGUUAUGGCAUAGUUUUCAAAGGAGUUCUACUAGAUAAACGGAUUGUUGCGAUCAAAAAGUCCAGAAUUGCAGAUAAGAGUCAAAUCGAGCAAUUCAUUAACGAGGUGGUUGUUCUGUCCCAAAUCAAUCAUAGGAAUGUGGUCAAACUCUUGGGAUGUUGUUUAGAGACUGAAGUUCCUUUACUAGUUUAUGAAUUUGUUAGCAAUGGUACCCUUUAUGAUUUUAUUCAUAGUGAUGGCAAGGUGGAUAAUGUAACAUGGAAAACUCGUCUGAGGAUAGCGGCUGAGGCAGCUGGAGCAUUAUCAUAUCUUCAUUCAGCAGCCUCAGUACCAAUUAUCCACAGAGAUGUAAAGGGUGCCAACAUUCUCUUGGAUGACACUUACACUGCCAAAGUGUCUGAUUUUGGAGCUUCAAAAUUGGUUCCACUUGACCAAGCUGGUAUAGCCACAAUGGUGCAGGGCACUCUUGGAUACUUAGACCCAGAGUAUAUGCAAUCACAACAUUUGACUGAGAAAAGUGAUGUAUAUAGCUUUGGGGUAGUGCUUGUAGAGCUUCUAACAGGGGAGAAACCUAUUUCCUUUGACAGGCCAGAAGAGAAAAGAAGCCUAGCUAUGCACUUUCUGUACUGCUUGAAAGAGGACUGCAUGUUUGAUGUUGUUCAAGCUGGAAUGAUGAAUGAAGAAAAUAAGCAAGAGAUAAAGGAGGUUUCUAUUCUUGCAGCAAAGUGUUUGAGGCUUAAAGGCGAGGAAAGACCAAGCAUGAAGGAAGUGGCUAUGGAGUUGGAGGGAUUAAGGCUAAUGGAGAAGCCCCCCUGGACAAAUAGAGAACAACAUUUGGAGGAAACUCGAUACUUGCUUCACAAGGAAGCCUCAAACAUUUAUAGCAGCAGCCUUCAGAAUACUUGGUAUGAUCCCAGUAGAGAUCAUGUACCGCUGGUUGCUUUGAAUGGUGGAAGAUGAUUAUGGCAUGGCAUUGUACUUGACAUUGCCUUUGAUAUCAAGAUCUGUUACGACAUAUUGUAAUCUUUAUAUGCAUUCCUUUGUUUUUCGUUCAAUAUGUGUGUGAAACAUCUUAUCUUGUAUUUGCUAAGUACUUAAUAAUAAUCCAGCAGUUCAAUUUUUUCUUAA